UGAAUUUUCCGCGAGUAGAGGUUGGUUUAACCGUUUUAAGGCUCGUGCAAAUUUGCAUAAUGUGAAGCUGCAAGGUGAAGCUGCUAGUGCUGAUAGCGAAGCAGCAGAAAGUUUUCCAGGUGGUUUGGCUGAGAUAAUUAAGGAUGGUGGUUACACGGCUGACCAAGUCUUUAAUGUGGAUGAGACUGGAUUAUUUUGGAAAAGAAUGCCAAAUCGAACGUACCUUUCCAAGGAGGAGAAGUCAGCACCUGGCCAUAAAGCUGGAAAGGAGCGACUGACUUUGCUGUUUGGGGCCAAUGCAAGUGGUGAUUUGAAACUGAAGCCCUUGCUGGUGUAUUUGGCCGAGAAUCCCAGGGCUUUCAAGGGCAUUUUCAAGAGUCAACUCCCUGUGAUUUGGAAAUCUAACAAGAAGGCGUGGGUUACCUUAAUGGUCUUCGAAGAUUGGUUCAAUGACCAUUUCGUGCCAGCAGUGGAGCGGUAUUUGACUUCGAAGGGUCUGCCUUUUAAGGCCCUCUUAGUCCUGGACAAUGCCCCUGGUCACCCUUCAAAUUUGAGCGACAUGCAUCCUAAUGUGAAGGUGGUGUACCUCCCACCCAAUACCACAUCGCUGAUACAGCCAAUGGACCAGGGAGUAAUAGCUAAUUUCAAGGCUUACUACCUUAGAAGGACCAUACGUUUUGCUUUGAGGGCCAUAGAAGCUAACAAGGAGUUGACACUGAAGCAAUUCUGGAAGGGCUACAACAUUGCAGAUGCAGUGAAGAACAUUGCAAGUGCUUGGGACGAGGUGAAGACGACCACUUUAAAUGGGGCCUGGAGGAAACUGUGUCCACAGUUUGUGCACAGUUUUGAAGGCUUUGACCAGGCAGAAGACGUCGAGACUGUGACGAGGAAGAUCGUAGGGCUAAGCAAGAGGCUGCAACUAGAUCUUGAACCUGAUGAUGUAACAGAGCUGCUGGCUUCCCAUGGAGAGGAAUUGUCUGCAGAGGACUUACUAGAACUUGAACAACAAAUGAUUGAGGAAGAGGAGGCGGCACCAGAGCCAAAACCCAGGUCAUUAACUGUGAAAGGCUUGUCAGAGGGUUUUACUCAUCUGGAGAGAGCCUUGGCUUCUUUUGAGGCAGAAGACCCUAACGUUUCUAGGUUUGACAAAAUCAAGAGAGGAAUCAUGGAUUUGGUGACUUUCUACAAGGAGACCCUGAAGGAGAAGCAGACGAAGAGAAGUGUGCAGUCCAGGCUUGACACUUUCUUUCACAAGUCUCCAGUACCACCACCUCCCACUCCUAGUCCUGGUAAGGAAUUCUGAACUGUUUUACUAAUUUAUGUGUUUACAUAGUGUACAUAUUAAAAUGUGUUAAUUUUUUAAUGUAACAACUAAAUGUAAGAGUAAAUUGUAACUUCAUUAAUUUUCAUCAUUUGUAAUUUUAUUGCAGAAGUGGUGACAGUUCCAGAUCCCCCUGUACUACCUGUGACAGUUCCAGAUCUCCCUGUACUACCUGUGACAGUUCCAGAUCUCCCUGUACUACCUGUGACAGUUCCAGAUCCCCCUGUACCUGGACCCUCUGUAUCAGCCCGCCCACCUGUACAAUCAGGUAAGCAAUUUCAUUUUUCUCAUUUUCAUGUUGGAAAUUGUUUACACCCUACAUACAUACGUACACUAACUUACAUAGUGGUACAAUGUGUUUGAUGUUGCAUAACCUUAUUAUUUUUUUUUUUUUUCAUUUCAGACCCCUUUGAUAGUGACAGUGACCCAGAUGACCCUGAGCCUUUCCAUGGUUUUGAUGCCUCGCCCUAUACAUCAGGUAAGGAAUCCUUAACAAAUUUGUAUAAAAUGUUUUAUAAAUUGCUAAUAGAAAUUUUAUUAAAAGUGUACAUAUGCUACAAUUACAUCCACCUUAUAAUAUAUUUAUGUACCCUAUCAUUCUUUCCAGAUGUAGAUGUUCCCUCAUCAGUUGAUACGAGUAUCACCUCUCCAGAGCCCAAAUCAGUUGAUACGAGUAGUAUCACCUCUCCCAUUCCUUCAGACUCCCAAGCACCUGCCCAUCCCACUCCAUAGCCCAGCCACCCACUCUCAUGUACCAUAUGGCCAUCCCAGUAAGCAAGCCAACCACUAGAAUUUGACUGGCAUGCACCUGUGACUUACAUAAACCAGACCUCUACAUAGCCUACAUGUCUUCAUUUUGCUGAAGACUGCCCAUCAUCCUAGCCUGUUAUCUGUGAUAAAGCACACUGAAGUUAGGUUUGGAAUGCAUCCUUAUCAUGAAUGCUCUACACCUCCACCUCCAUCUCCCACAACCUAGGUAACAGCUUUGAGACUCACUAAAAGUUGAACCCCCUGAAUGAUGUAGGCUAUGGGGCCACAUAAGACUUUGUCCAUCCAGGGUUACAUUGAAAGACAACUUUAAACUAAAAAACCAACAUUUUUCACACAACUCCAGGUUGUUACUACAAGUGUCAUCAAGGGAUAACUACAAGUAGAAGCACCAUUUUUGGAUGGAAAAAACCCUUCAGGAAAGUAUACGUAUCACAUGUAACAUGUA
Molecule: messenger RNA, 2537 nt
Organism: Macrobrachium nipponense
Lineage: Eukaryota; Metazoa; Arthropoda; Malacostraca; Decapoda; Palaemonidae
Product: tigger transposable element-derived protein 1-like
Exons: 6
Coding region: 206-1303 (365 amino acids)
Cellular component (GO): nucleus
Molecular function (GO): DNA binding
Source: RefSeq, a predicted model, not a curated record